CGCGGUCCCGCCGGCGGCGGCUAGGCCGAUGCUCGCCCGGCGGCCGCGGGACCCGCUGCAGGCGCUGAGGCGCCGCGGUCAGGAGCUGAAGCAGCAGGUUGAUAGUUUGGUUACUGAAAGCCAACUAACAGGUGCUCUGGAACCAAGUAAAAGGAGAGAUAUUUACCAAAGAUGUAUCCAGUUAAAACAGGCAGUAGAUGAAAAUAAAAAUGCUCUUCAAAAAUUAAACAAAGCUGAUGAAGCUGCACCUGUGGGGAACUAUGAGCAGAGGAAGGAGGAAGAGCACAGUCUUCUGGAGAAGCUAGCCUGCCAGCUGCAGGAGCUUGCUGUGGGCAUCAGCAGGAAAGACACUCUCAAAGUUGAGGCACAUAGUGACAAGGAGGAAGAUGACACGACUGAGGACGAUGAAGAUGAAGAAACUGAAGAAACUGGUGGAGAGGAAGAAGAGUCAGAAGGGGAUGAGGAAGGAAUGCAGGAACAAGCCUCCUGGAAACAAGCAGAAACUGUCACAUACAUUGCUCUCGGGGACUUUGCUGCUCAGCAGGCUGGGGACCUGACGUUUAAGAAAGGGGACAUUCUCCAUAUAAUUGAGAAAAAGCCUGAUGGUUGGUGGCUGGCUAAGGAUGCUGAAGGAGCUGAGGGUCUCAUUCCCAGGACCUACUUGGAGCCCUAUAAUAAAGAAGACAAGCUGGAAUCAAGCGAAGACAGCGAGGAGGGUGGUGAGGAGGAUGGUGAGGAGGACGCAGAGGUGGUGGAUGAAACUGCAGGUGGAGCCCAGAUGAAGCAGAGAACUGAUUCCCACUGGACUGCUGUGCGAAAAGCUAUCUCAGAGCAGAUAAACACUGUUGAUGUGUUAGCCACAAUGGGAGCCAUUCCUGCAGGGUUCCGGCCUUCUACGCUCUCCCAGCUGCUGGAUGAAGCAGGGAACCAGUUUCGAGCAAGCUACUUCUUGCAGCCAGAGCUCACGACGUCGCAGCUGUCCUUCAGAGAUCUAAUGUGGGAUGCUAAGGCAGGCACGAUCAUGUCAAGACCUAGUCGUGUUUCAUUGAUUCUGACUCUAUGGAGCUGUAAAAUGAUUCCUCUCCCAGGAACAAGCAUACAGGUCCUCAGCAGACACAUCCGCCUCUGCCUGUUUGAUGGCAGCAAGGUCCUGAGUAAUAUUCAUACAGUCCGAGCCGUGUGGCAACCUAAAAAGCCAAAAACAUGGACCUUUUCUCCUCAGGUCACCGGCAUCUUGCCAUGCUUGCUCGAUGGUGACUGUUUUAUCAGGUCCAAUUCUUCAACUCCAGACCUUGGGAUAUUAUUUGAACUUGGAAUUUCUUACAUUCGCAAUUCGACUGGUGAGAGAGGAGAGUUAAGCUGUGGCUGGGUGUUUCUUAAGCUUUUCGAUGCCAGUGGCGUUCCUAUUCCAGCAAAAACAUAUGAACUCUUCUUAAAUGGCGGCACUCCUUAUGAAAAAGGUGUUGAAGUGGACCCUUCAGUGUCCAGAAGAGCACAGGGCAGUGUUUUCCGUCAGAUGAUAAGCGUACGGAGGCAGCCUCAACUUCUGGUGAAACUGCGAUCUCUGAACAGGAGGUCAAGGGCCAUGCUCAGUCUGCUGCCAGAAACCCUGGUGGGGAGCAUGUGCUCUGCUCACUUACUGAUAUUUUACCGACAAAUUCUUGGAGAUGUGCUCCUGAGAGACAGGACAAGCCUGCAAAGUGCUGAUUUAAUUAGUCAUCCUGUGCUGGCCACCUUCCCUCUGCUCCUGGAGCAGCCCGAUGUGAUGGAUGCUCUCAGGAGUUCCUGGGCUGAGAAAGAAAGCACACUAAAGCGAUCAGAGAAGAGAGACAAAGAACUCCUAAAGGCCGAGUUCCUCCUGGUCUACCAUGACUGCGUGCUCCCUCUUCUGCAUUCUACACUGCUGCCCCCCUUUAGGUGGGCUGAGGAAGAGACAGAGGCUGCUAGAUGGAAAGCCAUCGCCGACUUCCUCAGGCAGAGCCGAGAGAACGAGGGUUCCCUGAAGGCUCUGCUGUCACCAGAUGGAGUUCACAAACCAUUUGACCUUUCGGAGCAGACCUAUGACUUCUUGGGUGAAAUAAGAAAGAACUCAGGCUGAUGGCGGCCAUGGCUCCCAACUCCACUGGACCCAGUGAGCUCCCCAGGAUGUCUUGCCACAAACAACAGAAGCAAAAGAAACAGACUGGUUAGAACUGGGUCAUAGUCUUUUGUGUGCAAAUAAUAUUUUCAAAGAACUAUCUAACAAUUUGAUUGUGUGUAAAACAAAAUAAAUUUUAUAAGGAA
Grammomys surdaster is the source of this 2283-nucleotide messenger RNA. RefSeq names its product nephrocystin 1 (gene Nphp1). Gene Ontology annotation, biological process: protein localization involved in establishment of planar polarity. The transcript is spliced from 20 exons. Gene Ontology annotation, cellular component: cilium; cytoplasm. Bases 29 to 2098 code for a protein of 689 amino acids. NCBI's taxonomy places the organism in Eukaryota, Metazoa, Chordata, Mammalia, Rodentia, Muridae. The record is from RefSeq and is a predicted model, not a curated record. Gene Ontology annotation, molecular function: protein binding.